AUGUUUUCACGAGUUUUGUUCACCUAUACGCCAUCGCAUGAGGACGAGCUUGCGCUUCGCGAAGUUGGCCAAAUAGUUGCAGUGAUAAGUGAAGUUACUGAAGAUCCUGGUUGGCUGCUAGCUGAAAUUGACGGAAAACGGGGACUAAUCCCGGAUAACUUUGUCGAAAUUUUGAGGCCUACAGUUGCAACUAACGCGAAGCCCGAACUUCCCAAGAUGCCGCCACCGCCAAAUGUGCCAGUAAAACCAGCGAAGCCACCGGGACUUUCCUCAUCUGCAAUUAACCGUCGCGCAACCUCAUCUUCUGUGUUCGCCCAAAUGCACUCAACCCUUGCUGAUGCUUUCACGAAACCACCGAAAGCCUUCAGCAGUAAGAGUGCACGAAACGAAGAAGCUCCGACGGUUGAAGGGCGUCCCGGUGACCGGUUAUCACAUAUUACAACCACUCGUCCAAAGCAACCCAACAAAAGACCUCCCUCUACGAUCUUCAUAAAAAGGAAAUCCACGGAAAGCCCACCGGAUGAUGCGAUGGCAUCAUUACCAGAAGCUGGAGAUGCUCCUCUCCCGACAGCUGCAGCAGCAGCAGCUGUGCCCACUCCUCCUUUAUCGAACAGUUCCGUGCAACAGCAGCCGCUAAUAAUAGCAUCACCAAUAAAAUCGACAGUUAGGCAGCCCGUUUCACCAUUACUGAAAAGUAGCGACAGCGGCGAGUAUGUAUCACGCGCUGAAUAUAAUCGGCUGGCACAACAGCUCGAAGAAUUACGCACCGAAAUAACUAAAUUC
Molecule: messenger RNA, 783 nt
Organism: Gongylonema pulchrum
Lineage: Eukaryota; Metazoa; Nematoda; Chromadorea; Rhabditida; Gongylonematidae
Source: the annotation of a GenBank genome assembly